Talpa occidentalis (Iberian mole) is the source of this 1953-nucleotide messenger RNA. It is a transcript of the gene GPAA1, whose product is annotated as glycosylphosphatidylinositol anchor attachment 1. Gene Ontology annotation, cellular component: membrane; GPI-anchor transamidase complex. The record is from RefSeq and is a predicted model, not a curated record. Lineage: Eukaryota; Metazoa; Chordata; Mammalia; Eulipotyphla; Talpidae. Gene Ontology annotation, biological process: attachment of GPI anchor to protein.
AUGGGGCUCCUGUCGGACCCGGCGCGCCGGCGCGCGCUCGCCCGCCUCGUGCUGCGCCUGAACGCGCCGCUCUGCGCGCUGAGCUACGCGGCGGGCGUCGCCUGGCUCCUGGCGCUGGCCUUCCCGCCGCUCACGCAGCGCGCCUACAUGUCGGAGAACGCCAUGGGCUCCACCAUGGUGGAGGAGCAGUUCGCGGGCGGCGAGCGCGCCCGCGCCUGCCGCGAGUUCGCCGCCCUGCGCCGGAAGUCGGGGGCCCUGCCCGUGGCCUGGCUGGAGCGCGCGAUGCGGUCCGUGGGGCUGGAGGUCCACGCGCAGAGCUUCUCGCGGCAGCUGCCCUUCCCGGACGAGACGCGCGAGCGCUACGUGGUGUCCGGCACCAACGUGUACGGCAUCCUGCGGGCCCCGCGCUCCGCCAGCACCGAGUCCCUGGUGCUCACCGUGCCCUGCGGCGCCGACGCCACCAACAACCAGGCCGUGGGGCUGCUGCUGGCGCUCGCCGCCCACUUCAGGGGGCAGAUCUACUGGGCCAAGGACAUCAUCUUCCUGGUGACGGAGCACGACCUUCUGGGCACCGAGGCCUGGCUGGAAGCCUACCACGACGUCAACGUCACGGGGGUGCAGUCAUCCGCCCUGCAGGGCCGCGCCGGCGCCAUCCAGGCAGCUGUGGCCCUGGAGCUGAGCAGCGAGGUGGUCACUAGCCUGGACGUGGCCGUGGAGGGGCUCAACGGGCAGCUGCCCAACCUCGAUCUGCUGAACCUCUUCCAGACCUUCUGUCAGAAAGGAGGGCUGCUGUGCACGCUGCAGGGCAAGCUGCAGCCCCAGGACUGGACGUCGGCGGACGGACCUCUGCAAAGUCUGCAGACGCUGCUGCUCAUGGUUCUGCAGCAGGCGUCCGGCCGCCCCCACGGCCCCCAUGGCCUCUUCCUGCGCUACCGGGUGGAGGCCAUCACGCUGCGCGGCAUCAACAGCUUCCGCCAGUAUAAGUACGACCUGGUGGCCGUCGGCAAGGCUCUGGAGGGCAUGUUCCGCAAGCUCAACCACCUCCUGGAGCGGCUGCACCAGUCCUUUUUCUUCUACUUGCUGCCCGCGCUCUCCCGCUUCGUCUCUAUCGGCCUAUACAUGCCCGCCGCAGGCUUCCUGCUCCUGGUUCUCGGCCUCAAGGCUCUGGAGCUGUGGAUGCAGCUGCAUGAGGCCGGAGUGGGCCCUGAAGAGGCCAGGGGAACCUGUGGACCCAGUUCCCCCCUCCCCCCAACACAGGGCGUGGGGCUGGCUUCGCUUGUGGCACCUUUGCUGAUCUCCCAGGCCAUGGGCCUGGCCCUCUACGUCCUGCCAGUGCUGGGCCAGCACGUGGCCACCCAACACUUCCCUGUGGCUGAGGCUGAGGCCGUGGUGCUGACGCUGCUGGCCAUCUACGCGGCUGGCCUGGCCCUUCCACACAACGCUCACCGGGUCGUGAGUGCACAGGCCCCUGACCGGGGCUGGAUGGCUCUGAAGCUGGUGGCCCUCCUGUAUCUGGCACUCCAGCUGGCGUGCAUCACCCUUACCAACUUUUCAUUGGGCUUCCUGUUGGCUGCCACCAUGGUGCCUGCUGCUGCACUCAUCAAGCCCUCUGGGCCCCGGCCUCUCUAUGCUGCCCUACUGGUGCUGACGAGCCCAGCGGCCACGCUCCUGGGCAGCCUGUUCCUGUGGCGGGAGCUGCAGGAGGCCCCGCUGUCGCUGGCCGAGGGCUGGCAGCUCUUCCUGGCGGCGCUGGCACAGGGGGUGCUGGAGCACCACACCUAUGGUGCUCUGCUGUUCCCACUGCUGGCGCUGGGCCUCUAUCCCUGCUGGCUGCUCUUCUGGAACGUUCUCUUCUGGAAGUGACGCCUGCCUGCCCUGAGGCGCACGGACUAGGGUGGAACUUCGCUGAGCAACCCUGUUUUCGUUCCCAGAAAAUAAACAGGUGUUUGGUUC